AUGGCCGGUGUAUAUGAGGUUGGAACUGAGAAUGGUAAAUUUCUUUCUGGUGAUUCUGAUAUUCUCGUUGGACAUGUUGAGGUGAUCGUUGACAAGGGUUUUCGAAACGAAGUCUCUGGAUUGGAGACUGAUUCCAUUGAUCUUGAGUCUGCAACUGCAAAGGAUUGUCAGGUGAAAGGUGUCAACGGAGAAGUGAAUAUUAAAAGUGAAACAAAUGGGAAUCAUCUUGAAGUGGAGAAGGUAAAUGGGUCAGAAAAUGUAGUAGGGGAAACAAUUGAUCUUGAUUCUGGGAAAAUAACCAACACAGACUGUAGUCUGAUUCCAACUGAGACUUCUCAACCAUUGGAGGACUCAAAAUCCCAAGACACAGCCUCUCGGUUUUUGUUGUCUACUACUAAUGUAAUCAAGACUGUUCAAGAUACUUUGAGCCCAGAUUAUGCAACACAAAUGACCAACGAGACUGAACAAUUUGAGACAGAAGCUAUCGAUGAUCAAAUUAGAGAUGAGACUACAAUUUCACAGUUGGUAGAAGUGAGUGUUGAUAAAACUCAAACAAAUACCCAACAGCCUGCUACCGAAUAUGGGAAGUCAGAAAACAAGAAUGGGGAUAUAUUAUUAGAAAAACAUGGGGUUCCUCAAGUUACAGAGCAUCAGCGUGUUGAUGUUCUUGAUGAUAAACAAAAUGAAUUUGAAGUAAAGAAACCCAUAUUAAUCUUCCCAGAUACAUUUGAGUGCCCUGAAAUAAAGUUUCAGUUUGGUUCAUUCGGUGUUCAUGAGAAAGAUCCUAAUAACCUAAAUCUUGUGUUGGAAGUCUUGAACAGGGAGGCUGAACCCAUACGUGGAGUCAACAUUAACACUCCCGACACAAUUCUUGAUGAUUUACAAAACAAAAGUGCUGACAAGGCGACUCACUGCAUGAAUGAUGUGGUUCAACCAUAUAACAGGGUUCCAAGAUUUGAUGAUGAAGAGCUCAAGGAGCAGAUUAAAAAUGCUCAGUUGCAACUCGAUGAGAAGAUAAGGUGCAGAUAUGCAAUCUGGGCUGAAAUUCAAGAGAAUAGGGCAAUAUUGAAAGCCGAUAACGAGGCACUCAAAAAUGCAUACUUGGAGGUAACAGCUGCAAAGAAGUUACGUAAAUCAAAGCGGUCAGAUUUAGAAUCUAUUCUACAUUUGAUGAAACAAGUCAGGAAGGCUGAAGAUAUAGAUAACUCGCAUAUGCAUAAAGUGGAGCACAUGAUAGAGAUUCAAAACCAGAAAAAGAAAAUAAAGGAGCUCCUGAAUAAUAUAGCGGAGGAAGUUGACUCUUUAAAAGAUAGUGUUUUAAAAGCUGAAGUGGCUGCCUUAGUAAUAGGAAAAAUAUAUGAUGAAGAAUACGAAAAGGGAAAAGAACUACGAGCUCGAUUCCACGUUGCAGAAGAAGUCUGCCAACAAGCUUAUACACAUUUAUAUAGUUUGAAGAAACGUUUAUAUGACAAGAAAAAACUUUUCUAUAUGUACAAAGAAGAUGCGACUGCAGCAAGGAAUUGUGCAUCUGGUGGAGAUAAAGUUGCACUUCAUCACCCGUGUGUUAAUCAGGUGGAAAAAAUAAUGGAAGAAUCGAACUCAAAUGAAGAAUUUAGGAAAGACUACAUUAGUAGGACCACACCAAGUACACUUGUUGAAACUUCGCUUGAGAGUCAUAUGAAUGAAAGAAUUGCUGUGAAAGAAGUUCCUAUCUCAAGUAAAUUGGAACCCACUUCAGUAAUUUCAAAAGUUGAACAAGGAAAAAAGACCGUUUCGUGUGUGAGUGAUAUCUGCGAAAGAAUUGCUACGAAUUCAGUUUCUAUCUCAAGUGAAACCGAAUCCGUUUCAUUGGUUUCAAAAGUAGAACAAAGGAAAAAGACGACUUCAACCCCUGAGAACCAAACUAUCUGGAAAGUGGCUAGAAAGACUAAUCGUAUAAUGAAAACCACAAAACCAGUUAAAUUUGUAGUAAGAGAUUCAAAGUUCAUUUGUUUGAGUGAGAUAACGGAGGACGAAGAAAUGGAAAAAACUAUGGUGGAGGUUGAUAAGAAGGAAGAUGAACUAAGUAAAAAAGAGAUCGAAUGCAAUUUGAAAGAGCAAGUGCGGUUGGAGGAAAAGAGAAAAAUGAACGAGGCAAUCGAGAGGAAGACACGAAAUGCUGAAAAUGCCCAAAAACGGGCUGAGUUACGAGCUCAAAGGGAAGCCGAGCAGAGACAGAAGGUGAGGGAAAAACGGUUAAGAAGAAAGGAAAGAAAGAGGACAGUUGGUGACAACAAAGUGAACGAUGAAAAGAUUGUGGCAAAUGAGACUGAAAAACCACGGGCUGCGACACUGACAGUUGGAGACAGAAGGCAGUACCCACAAUUGUGGAAGAUGGUAGAUUCCUGA
This is a messenger RNA of Lactuca virosa, 2388 nucleotides long. The record is from the annotation of a GenBank genome assembly. NCBI's taxonomy places the organism in Eukaryota, Viridiplantae, Streptophyta, Magnoliopsida, Asterales, Asteraceae.